Messenger RNA from Guyanagaster necrorhizus, 309 nucleotides. RefSeq lists its product as uncharacterized. NCBI's taxonomy places the organism in Eukaryota, Fungi, Basidiomycota, Agaricomycetes, Agaricales, Physalacriaceae. The transcript has a single exon. The record is from RefSeq and is a predicted model, not a curated record. Bases 1 to 309 code for a protein of 102 amino acids.
AUGCCGAGUCUGUGGCUUGACGAAAUGUUUCUAGUCAUGGUCGGUACUCUUUCAUUCCCGAGCGAUGCAAACAGCAGGGGGUGUAUGUGUUCUUUCGCGUGGAAAGAAGACUUCUGUCUGUCCGCGCUGAAAACACUCACUUCCGACAAUCUCAUGAAUGGCAAUGGAUUCCGCUACCGGAACUCGCCCUGCGUGUUGGACGCUUCGCUAAAGCCCACCUUCGGAGAGCAUGGUCCGCUCUUCGCAGAUAUUUAUAGGCCAGUAAAUCUUUCAUUCUGCAUGUACCUCCCGCAUCACCCUUGGAUAUGA